GCGAGGGGGGUUGGCGGUUUGCAGGCGAUUAAAGGUAGUGUGCCUCCUCGGAAACAGACCUGGAGUCAGUUGAGCGUCAGCGUGUUGGUGGGAGGGGGGGGGGGGGGUCCGCUGUGUUUUGUUGUCACGGGACGAUGCGCCACAAAGAGGCCAAAAAAAAGUAAACACAAAUGCGAGGUGGGAGAAGCUAGUGGCGACAGGGAUGCGACAGCAGGAAGCAGCUUGACGUCCGUCCCCGUCCCCCGGAGACAGAGUCACGGACACGUCCUCUUGGAAGACAUCUAACGACAACACAGGGAGGAAGGCGGGAAAGAUGGAGACGCUUUGUUUCCGGUUGCCGGGUCACGGGGACAAGACCCUGAAGCACAUGAAUUCCCUGAGGUUCCGCCAGCAAUUCUGUGACAUCACCAUUGUAGCCAGCAACAACCAGACCUUCAAGGGACAUAAAGUGGUGCUCGCUGCCUGCUCGCCUUUCCUGAGGGACCAGUUCCUCCUCAACCCGUCCCCGAGGCUUCAGGUGUCGAUGCUGUAUAGCGCUCGGGUUGUGUGUGAUCUGCUCCAGUCCUGCUACACCGGCACACUGCAGUUUAACCCAGAGGAGAUCGUCAACUACCUGACGGCUGCCAGCUAUCUGCAGAUGGAGCAUAUUGUGGAGCACUGCCGGGGAGCUCUGAAGAAGUACAUCCAGUUAAAGAACCCCAGUCCGCCAAGGGCGACUGCAGAGGAGAGUCUGUCUCAGCCAGUGAUUGUCAGUGGCAGCAUUUAUACCAUGGCAUCACCCCCCACCAGCCGGCCUUCCCCUGUGGACCCACACAGUCCAGCAGGACGAUCGAUGGAGGACAACAGCGGGGACAUGUCCGCUCAGGGCAGCAGUCAUCACCACGAAGACAGUCCGGUUCUGGAUGACCCAUGUAUUAAGGUUAAUGCAUCAGACGAGGAGGAAGAGACCAGACCAGAGGACUUUGAUGUGUUUAGAGUUUAUAUCUCCGAAGAGGAGCAGAUGAACAGGAACAGGGAGGAGGAGACGGGAGCUCCCACCGAUGGACCUCAAGAUGCUUGUUACCCAGAGACAGAUGAUGUUGUGAUGGGAGGAGAAGGCAGUGAAUACGAAUUGGAUCAUACCAAAGUGGAUCUCAGCGCUGGGGGCCUUUCAAUGGAGGGUCUCCGUGCUUUCAGACGCAGACUUUCCGACCCUAAAAUUGGACGGGGCAGAGGGGGUGGCAGGGGGAGGGGUUUAAAGAGGAGAAAGUGGGCGUCGUCUCAAGAGAAAAGACCUCUGGGCAUGGCUCACCAACAGGAUCUGUGGUACAUGGCCACGGCUGGACUUGGAGGGGGUAUUGGGCUGGACUUCAACCAGGAAGGGAUGAAGACAGGAAGUUACUUACCAGUUGACCUCCCACAGUUAGACUUCAGUGUGGGUGACACUCAGGCAGAAAAUGUGUCACCACUGGGAGGCAGCAGUUUGAACCAGUAUUCUCUGGAGGAGUCGAGCAGAGGCGCUGGUGAGGGGAGUUCAGGGCUGACGAAUGAAGGAGGGGACGAGUCCGUCGCAGUGGUGGGGUCCACGUCCAGCGUGUCAGGGCCUGUAAUAUGUGAGCACUGCGGCAUGACUUUCCCCUCCUCUCACUCUCUAGCCGUCCACUCCCGCUCCACGCACUUGCUGUACGUCUGCCCCUGCUGCGGCAAACACUUCCACCACUCGGCCAACUUCACCCGGCACAUGGCCGUGCACCGGGGGGCCGGCAAAACCCACCAGUGCCCCUUGUGUUAUAAGACUUUCACUCAAAAGUCCACACUCAUAGAUCACAUGAACCUCCACAGUGGCGAGCGCCCACACCACUGCGCCUACUGCCACGCCCGCUUCGCUCACAAGCCCGCUCUGCGGCGCCACCUGAAGGAGCAGCACGGAAAAACCACCGGGCAGAACUCCCUGUAUGAGCAGGAGGAGAUUGAGAGGGCGAGAGGGGCAGCUGGAAGAAUACGAGAGGAGGAACAAGAAUGUCUGGUGACUGAACAAGCGUCAUAGGCCAACUUUUUUAAACACAAUAAAUUGUUUCAUCUAAGGUGCUGUCCAGUGGAGAAAUCACUGACUUUGAGGCCUUUUUAAAAUCACUGACUGUGAAAAUGAAAGACCCUAUCACAUGAAAUGUUUAUAGUGAUGGACGUGGGUUUAGACGGAGCCAAAGCAGAGCAGGAUGAUCAUUGUAGGAAAAGUAAAGGUGGUAUGAGAAUAACAGCAGCUCUGAAUCUGAACUUUAGAGGGACCCUGAAACUGAGAAGAGAAAUGGAAUCCAGCCGCUCUCAGUUUCAUUAGACUGUGCUCUUCCUUCUGUGACAUGUCAUAGUGUGCCCACUCAUUUUAAUGUUUGUAAGAAUAGAUAAAUUCAUAAUAUGAUCUUAAACUUGAAUCUCAGUUGAACAUUAGUGUUUGUGAACAACAGUGUUAUUACCGACCACAGUUAGGAGUGUAAAUACAUGAAUUCAAAUGUCUCUUCUCCGUUAGAUGUUAUUAACUUCCUGACAUGGCCCAGUGCACAUGAAAGCAGCUACACAGCCACAGUCCUCCCACACGUGUUUCCACUGAUUAGACGUCUUAUCAAAACUGUGACUGUGGUCGACAGACUUUGUCGUUUGUGCCUGAGGGGGGGCAGGAUGGUUAACACCAUCAACGUUAUUUCUACACGGAUUACAGUGCAUCAACUAGUUUCUAAUGGAUUAUUUGAAAACACUACUGUUAAAUACACAAAGACCUUUUAUAAAACAAGGUGUCAAAGAAAUGUUCAAGGCUCCUUAGAAACCUGAUUGAAUCAUCCAGACCAGGAGAUAUCACUCGAUGCACAUUAAAAGUUUGUGUUACACUGAACACAUUACUGGUAGAACCAUGUCAAAAAUACAGUCAUGAACUGAAUGAUGGUUUCAUUUGGAGUAUAUUUUAUAUGCUCGUAGGUUUUAUAGAUUUUAGUCUAAGCAUAGGACCAUAUAACUGUCAGUUAAAGCCAUAUACACGUACCUGCUCCCCCUCAUGGCAGUUUACACUCUCAUAUCCACAUGUCAAAAGGAACAGACCAGUCUAAUCUUCUGUGCUUAUUUGAUUUUUUUGUGACCCUGACAAAAACUUAAAAAGCUAAAUGUUUCCUUUGGGACAUAACUCGUUAGAAGGUAAAAGUCUCAUGUUGUGCCUGUUUCCAUCAAAAACAUUGAAAAUGCUGUGAUUGUUUGUUUUCUUAGCAACUGUUGAAAGCCACAAGAUCUGUAUACAGUCAAUCAGACUGAGCCCAACACUUGUUUUACACCUGCCUUAAAAAAAGAAAAACACUGGGAUGAACUGUGCGGUUUUAAUGUUUGUGUUUAUUUACACAUAACCUGUAGUUAUCUGCAGCUCUUUCCUACACUUGACACUGUACUCUACCAUGCUGCCUAUGGUUAUUGUAAUUUACAGAAGCCGUGAAUAUCUGAACGCUUGUUUGUGCAUUAGAGGUUGAAAACAAUUAGGGAUUGAUGUUGGAUAUAUUUCCCACUUUGACUGUCUUUUUGAUAAUGAAUGGAAUUCUCAUUCAGGGUGACGGUGUAUGGAUACUAUUUAUUUUGCUCCAUAUCAACACUUGGGUUUUAAGCUGUCACAAACCGCAUCACAUACAAAUCAUGUGAAAUACACUUUUUAUUCUCCAACAGGCUACAGAUGAUUUGUAUUCACCCGACAACUAGCACCAUAAACAACUCAGAAACAGUUUGUUAAAACAAAUGUGCCAAAAUACAAAAACAAAUCUUUUCUUCAUCAAAUCUUCAUCAGAGGAAAUCCUCACUGUACACGACCUGGUUCCUCUUGUCCCUGUAGGAGCCUUUAGUGCUGUUCUGCACCGCUGUGAAAGGAGAGAGACGGUGGUGAAGGUUAGUCCGCGCUGUGCAGUCUGAUCAUUGUCCAAACAAACAAUAACAGUGCGGCGCUUACCCAAUGAAGCCCACACUGAUUUGCCGGUGGCAGCGUCCAGCAUGGGCUGCUUCCUGGCGAUGCUGACUUUGAUGUGAACGUCUCCAACCGUGCUUCCGUUCAACUGUGAGACGAAAACAGGGAGGUUGAUUUCAUGUACAGUCUAAAUGAGCUGAGCUUCCUCAAAACUACAGUAAAACUAAAUAUUAUAAAUGGACGUUAUGAUGCUUAUAAAUUCAAUUAAAGAAAUUACCUUGGGCAUGAAAGUUCAUUCUAAACUGGGACUAUUAGAAAAAAUAUUUUUGGUGUAAAAUGAUAUACAUUUAAUAAUAUUAAUGUGAAUGUAAGUUUAGUGUCCUGAGGGAUUUAAUGUAUAAUUACGAAUUACUCACUUUAAUUUUAACAUAUAACCUAAAAUAUAUAAUGUACAUAUUAUAAAUAUAAAAACUACUUCAUACAUUUUACUGUUAAAGAGCUUGGUGAGUAAAAGUAUCACAGAAACUAUUAUGAUAUAUGACUGAAUUCAGAACAUGGAAAAAAAGUGUUGCAUAUUCUGUGAACAAAACCAGCAAAAAGCACUGAUAUAAAUUAAACUAAGAAAGAUUCACAGAAAAAGGUUAAUAUAACAGAUUGAGAACCUAAACAUAUCUGCUCAUUUAAGUACUGUACUGAGCUAUGCCUUUAGGUUUUAUGACAUGAAAUGAGGUUAGAUAGAAAUGCUUAAUCGAGUCUCUCACUUUUAUACAUUUAUUGCCACUGCAUCAUUUUUUUUUUAAGUCAGCUGUCUCACUGCUCUGAAUCUGUCUGAACUUUGACAAAUCCUUCUUUUUGGUUGUUGCUUCGUUUUAGAAAAUUAAAAACAUUGUUUAUAGAGGGAGGA
Messenger RNA from Platichthys flesus (European flounder), 4808 nucleotides. RefSeq names its product zinc finger and BTB domain-containing protein 12-like. Lineage: Eukaryota; Metazoa; Chordata; Actinopteri; Pleuronectiformes; Pleuronectidae. Gene Ontology annotation, biological process: regulation of transcription by RNA polymerase II. The coding region runs from base 314 to 2026 and encodes 570 amino acids. Gene Ontology annotation, molecular function: DNA-binding transcription factor activity, RNA polymerase II-specific; protein binding; RNA polymerase II cis-regulatory region sequence-specific DNA binding. The record is from RefSeq and is a predicted model, not a curated record. The transcript is spliced from 5 exons.